This is a messenger RNA of Durusdinium trenchii, 1936 nucleotides long. Lineage: Eukaryota; Dinophyceae; Suessiales; Symbiodiniaceae. The record is from the annotation of a GenBank genome assembly.
UUGAAGGGUUUGACUAUACUUCCGUCAUGUUGGCUGACGUACAUACAUACAUACAUACAUGUUCUUUGAGACACCCUGCAGUUUAGAUUCUGAUGCAACAUAGCACAUUCUUUGGAAAGUUGUGCAGUGUGGCCUGCGAGACUAACCUGCUGCUAGUGACUUCCCGGUGUAGUUGCAUUCUAUGAUGUUUCUUAAUUUUCUCAGCAGCUGUCCAUGUCCUCAAAAAGGUGUCCAACAGUCAGAGGCUUUGAGAACCAUCCAUCCUCCACCAUGGGCCUCCCAAAAUCCUCCAGACGGUGAUCGUUGGCCUGACCCUGAACGAUUUGGCCCAGCGGAUGCACCGCAGAGAUGCCCUGGAGCUGCUGGGCACCACAAGCCUCGGCCCGGGCCGCAACCGCUGAGGUGAAAGCGCUGCGUUCCCGGGCCGUGGCCAGGAGCCGCCUCCAUUCGGAAGACACAUGUUUUUUUGGUUCGGUCGGGCCUUUUUUCAGGUGUAGCGGGUGUAGAAGUUGGUGCCUCACAGCAUCCGCAGGCAUGGACGAUGGCCAAUUGGUGCAUCUCUUGUGAUAUUAUGGGCAGGAGUCUAGAGGUCAAAACCCUCUAAUUAUAUCAAUGCCCUGCACUUCGUGAAGGCAUGGGCUCAUCCGGCGGACCCGGGGUCUCUGAAGGAAAAAGAUCGGAACAUCCCGUCAUCCGCGUCGUUGGGAUCCGAUCCUCGCCAUUCCGUUGUCCGUUCAUCCGCAAUCCGCUUAUUGAACUCGUUCUCCAUCCUCAGGUUACAUGAUCUCUUCCUGGGCAGAGCCAUUGGAGCUGUCUUCGGCACCAUGCUGGGAGGAUGGCUUUGCGAUGUUUGCCCCAUCAAAGUGGCCAUGAGCUGCUGUAUCGGCAGCUCCGCGCUCUCGGUGCUCUCGGUGCCCUUCGCCGCCGCCACGGGCAACGCAUGGAUUUUGUCAGCCAAUUUCUUUCUGCUGGGAUGCGUGGGCUCCGCCUUGGUCUCCUUCACGGUCUCCGCCGCCUGUUGGAGUUUCCCCGGGAAGGAGGUCGGCCCAGUGUUGGCCACCUGCAAUGGAGCAUUCGGAAUGACCAGUGCUGCUUUGCCGCUGAUUUUCAAGCUACUGCAUUGGCAAGGCAAGGCUGUGGUGGAGUACAGUUUCGUGGCUGCGUGCUCUUUGCCACCCUUGGCCUUCCUUUUAGCCAGCCAGGCACCCACGCGGCCUGUGGAGAAAAGUCUGGAGGAGAUCGAGUCUGAAGGGGACCAGGAUGCUGCUUUGCACCGUGUCCGCAUCCAGCAAUGGGUGGCGGUGAUCGCAGCAGCUGUGGCGCAGUUCCUCUUCUCAGGUGCCAAUUCAGCGUUGCUCAGCUGGAUAGUUCUCUACUCGGCUGACGAGCUGGAGGAUCGAUCCGUGGCGCCCUUCUUGGUGAGCCUUUUGCAAAGUUCUUUGAUGUUGGGCUCCUUUGGCGCCUCGAGAUAUCAGCGAUACUUUGCCUUGUGGAACUUGGCCCGGUUUCAAGUCUUCGCAGUGCUCUCAGGGCUCUUGCUUUGGCUCCCCUUCACCAAAUCCAUCUUCGCCACCGUCUGUGCGCUGGCAUGGUAUGGCUUAGCAGGUGGACCUUUAGUCACUUAUUGCAGCACCUUGCUGAAUCAACAUUGCAGCCCGAGUGGGUUGCAACUCGCAGUUAUCAAUGUUGGUGGCAACUUCGGCGCCAGCGCAGGACCUUUCAUCGUUGGCAUCUUGAUGAUCAAGUCUGGGCCAAGUGCCUUGCCCUUGACAGUGUCCUACGCCUUCUUGGCCGCCUUGCUGGGUUUCGGCGUCGCCUCCAUCGAGCGCCGGCCUAAGGGUGAACCUUUGCUGGGCGCGGGCGGGCAAUGAGUCCUGAUGGUGAAGCUCCAAGUUUCAAGUGCGUGGAUUCAGUUUGGGCUUAGCUCAUUUCGCGC